UAUAACUUUGGAAAAUCGUCCAAGAACAAAAAUGUGAAAACUGUGUUAAACGUAAGAAAUAGCAGAUUACUGAGAGGAUACGAACAAACUGAGAACAACGAUGAAUAUGAGAAUUUAAAGCAAAAAUUAAUGGAUUUAGUAGAUGAAGAUGAUAAAGUAUUUACAAGCCAUUUGAAAUCCUGUAUGAGGGAUGAUAAGUUUAGAGAACAAUUCAAUUUAUUAAUGAAUUAUGAUGAUGAUAUUACCUCAGAAUAUAAACCCAUAAUCGGUGAUAAAACUCAUAAGAACUCACAUCCUAAUUUAGAGUACACUGUGAAUUUUAACAUGGGCAAACGUAAAAAUUCUUCUCUUAAUAAAUAUGAUUCACAGGAUUUUACUUCAGACUACGAUUCUAAAAAGGUAAAAGAAUAUGGAAAUCCAAAUCAAAAUCGACGUAAACGGAAAAACCCUUAUAAAAAGGAAGGUGGUCAUGAUUAUAACUAUGAUGAUGAUGACUAUCAUAAAGACUAUGACGAGGAAUAUGACAAAGACUACGACAAGAACUAUGGCAAAGACUAUAAAAAGGAAUCUAAAAAAGACUAUGUCGAUGAUUAUGAUG
Molecule: messenger RNA, 598 nt
Organism: Plasmodium inui San Antonio 1
Lineage: Eukaryota; Apicomplexa; Aconoidasida; Haemosporida; Plasmodiidae
Exons: 1
Source: RefSeq, a predicted model, not a curated record